Molecule: messenger RNA, 1022 nt
Organism: Neltuma alba
Lineage: Eukaryota; Viridiplantae; Streptophyta; Magnoliopsida; Fabales; Fabaceae
Product: chalcone--flavonone isomerase 2-like
Exons: 4
Coding region: 62-742 (226 amino acids)
Biological process (GO): flavonoid biosynthetic process
Molecular function (GO): chalcone isomerase activity
Source: RefSeq, a predicted model, not a curated record
CUUUCGUAAAUAUCUUCGACAAAUCACAGUAUCCUUCUCCCUUUGCAAACCUUUCUCAGAUAUGGCGGCAGGACUGGCAUCCCUCACCGGAGUGACCGUGGAGUUCCUUGAGUACCCAGCCACCGUGACACCUUUGGGCGGCUCCGGCAAGUCCUAUUAUCUUGGUGGCGCAGGUGUGAGAGGUUUGACUAUAGCGGGGCAGUUCAUAAAGGUGACGAGCAUUGGAGUUUACUUGGAAGAUAAGGCAUUCCCAUGUCUGGCCUCCAAGUGGAAAGGAAAGACACAAGAUGAAUUGCUCAAUUCCAUUGAUUUCUUCAUGGAUAUUGUGAAAGGACCAUACGAGAAAUUUAUUAGAGGAUCAAAGAUAAUGGCAUUAGAAGGAGCAGAGUAUGGGAGCAAGGUCUCUGAAAACUGUGCGAAUCAUAUGAAAGCUGCCGGCACUUACGGCCAAGCAGAGGCUGAAGCCCUUCAGAAGUUCGUUCAAAUCUUUCAGCCUCAAAACUUCCCACCUGGCUCCUCUGUCUUCUACUUGAUAUCCCCCAAUGGAACUCUAACGAUUAGUUUCUCGGAUGAUGGCACACUGCCAAAAGCAGCAGCAGGAGUGAUAGAAAACAAAACACUCACAGAGACACUAGUGGAGACAAUGAUCGGAAAGCAUACCGUUUCUCCUGCUUUGAAGCUCAGUUUGGCUUCCAGAUUAGCUGCUUUGUUCAAUGAAAUUGAUGUGAAUGAUAAAAAUUGAGAAUUUGGGACUCAGUUUAAGGUGUUCGGUUCACAAUAAAAAUACUUUUUAAAAAUAAUUUUAUGUAAGUCAGGAUAACAUUUCUCUCACAUGUUACAUUGAAGUUGGUGAAGUUGGGUGUGAAAGGCUGGUGCUAUAAAUAUAGUGCCAAUAUUUUACAAUUAACUUUACUUCAUGUUUACACAUCAUAUUUUACCAAGUGUUGUCAUGUGGAUUGUUAUGCUCGUAAGGUCUUAUAUCAGUUAUUCUGUGUUUUGUGUGAUGUUUAUUAUUUUGUGUA